Messenger RNA from Brachypodium distachyon (stiff brome), 1425 nucleotides. Its product is annotated as skin secretory protein xP2. Lineage: Eukaryota; Viridiplantae; Streptophyta; Magnoliopsida; Poales; Poaceae. The transcript has a single exon. The record is from RefSeq and is a predicted model, not a curated record. Gene Ontology annotation, cellular component: nucleus. Bases 256 to 738 code for a protein of 160 amino acids.
CGACAUUAAAUUCAUAUAUAUCUUUCCAGCACUGCCAAAUAUUUUUUGGUAUGGACUACAUAAAUAUCAAAUAAUUUUUAGCAAUUGGUGCGGUUGGAUCGAUCCAACGGCGUGGGUAACCAGCAUCCAACGGCCCAGAAUCCACGGCGGACUCUAUAUAAACCUCCUCGUCUUCAUCUCUGAAGCCACCGUCUUGGUUCUCUUCCUCACUUCCUCUCCUCUGCCCGACCUCUCGCAUCUCGAGGAGAAGCGAGAAUGGCGCCGCACUCCCCCGCCGUGAAGCACCCUUCCAGGGCUCCGGCGAUCGCCGGGCCACGCAUCGGGAAGGCGGCGGCGCCGGCGCCGGCGCAGGCGCAGGCGCGGAAGAUCAGGAUCGUGCACGUGCUGGCGCCGGAGGUGAUCAAGACGGACGCCCGCCACUUCCGCGAGCUCGUGCAGCGGCUCACGGGAAUGCCCAAGGGCGGCGGCGGGGGCGCGUCGUCUUCUUCCUCGACUCCGGCGUCGUCGUCCGAGAGCGCCGGGGAGUCGUCGUCGUCCCUGCCCGCGGCCGGCGGCUCUCCCGACCCCGCGCCCGCCGUCGUCGCCCCACCACCGGCGGAGACCAAGGGGGAGGCGGCGGCGUCCCCGGCGGAGGAGGAAGGGCUCGCGGCGCGCGCGUUAGGGGAGGUGGAAGCAGAAUCGAACGACGCCUUCUUCCAGGGGCUCGAAGACUUCCUUCUCAACGGCGACGAGUUUUAGUUUUCUGACCGAUUAGAGGCUUUAGAGCUGCUGAGUCUGGAUUCAUUCUCUCUUCCUCAGUAGGAUUUUUGGUCCGAUUUAUGGAGACCGUCCGUCGCCCCAAUUAAUUGCCCGCUGGAUAGAUAAAACCUUGUAUCAAUGCCUUCUCCAUUUCAUUUCUCGGUCGAGUUGCAUACAUUUUGGAAAUUUGAGACAGUAGUACAUGGAGAAAUUGCCAGAUCCCUUUGAUUCUUCCUAUUGGCAUUGGCUGUUUGAUUCCGAACAUCACUUUGUUUCUUCUUUUUUCUGGGUGCAUGCAAGGAUGAGAGGGCUCUGAUCUGACACUGAACUACUUGCAGUGUCAACGAUGAAGGUGGUGUCACGAUUUAUCACGACAUCCACGCCCGCGGAACAGAAUAUAUGUACUGUCUCAGACUCUCGGUGAUCUAGCUACUCUGCUGACUGCUGCUGUUUGGUCCCAUUGAUCUGAGGUAGAAGAAGAACCAUCGUGUAACUGACAUAGCACUGAGCGGAUUGAAAACCACCGAGCCAGAGAACACCGUACAUUGUGCCACGUCACCCUCCGCGUUGGAUAGCUGCCAUCUUUCCGAUUCUUAAACGAUGCAGUGAGCUGCAUAAUAAAAUUGGCAUUUGCCUGUAGACGCCAGCUUACACACGUUGCAAGCAGCCUGAGAGCCUGGAACUGUA